This is a messenger RNA of Sitophilus oryzae (rice weevil), 2600 nucleotides long. RefSeq lists its product as uncharacterized. NCBI's taxonomy places the organism in Eukaryota, Metazoa, Arthropoda, Insecta, Coleoptera, Curculionidae. The record is from RefSeq and is a predicted model, not a curated record. The transcript has a single exon. Bases 311 to 2470 code for a protein of 719 amino acids.
UUAAUAUUUCUAUGAAAUAGACAUAUAUUGUUACUUUUUCACCUCUCACUGUUUCAAAACGUGAAAAAUAGAUAUUUCAUAACACGAAAUGCAAAACUGUAACAUAAAAUAAGUCCAAAUUACCCAAAAUAGAUGCGUAAUAUUUAAAUUAGCAGCUCAUCUCUAGUUCUGAUAGCGUUUAAGAUUAUGGUCCAGGCGUAUACGCUGAAUAGUUAUACAAAACAAUGUAAUCAUGAUUGUGCUGAUUAUCUCCAAUCGGAUAAAAUAAAAUAAAACGGAACACUGUCCUAUAGUUUAGUAUAAUAAUAUCAUGGCUUGUGUAGACUUAAACAGUGCAGUUUGUGAUGCAUUUUCGGUACCUCACGACACUAAAUUUAACUUUACCCUGAAAAAAUGCAUUAAUGAUGUCGAAACUUUAGUACUAGAUAUUACCAAUAACGACAAAACUCAAAAUCAAUAUCUUGCUGUACCUGGGGCAGACAUUCUAGAAGAAAAUUUCAACCACAAGGUAGAAAAUAACCUAGUUAUACAUCCAAUUUUUACUUUCCGUCACACUGAUAAUAAAAACUACACUGUUUUUGAUAUGGAAAAACUGAAAUCACACGUUGCGGUAGAGAAGAAUAAUUACGAACACUUAAAUAUUAUUUUGAAGAGUUUAGCUGAGUACCAAGCUCAUGCAUUGAGUACUCAAAGUAAGCCUCUGAAGAAAGUUACUGUUGAUUUAGAAGAAUUGUUUGCCAGAAUCACUUUAUUGUUAGAGAAGUUCAAAGACAUUGAUAGAAGCGAACUGGAUGGAAUAAAAACCAGACUUCAGGCUUGCCUAAACAAGUUCCUCGAUAGUGAUUUAGUGGUAAGAAGUGUUGGAUGUCCUUCAGGAAAGAAUGUGUUCCUGGAUUUAAGAAAAAGACAGGCAGUUUUUUUAAAUAAAUCCAAAGAGUGCCUUGUACCUCCAGUAUAUGACGCUUUGUUAUAUAUUUUGGCAUUUACCGACGAAAAUUUUAGACAACUAAUUUUUUUUAAACUACUUGGAAUAUAUUUUGAUUCUCUGGUAAGCUCUCUUGAACAACUAACAAACAUUUCUUCAUCUAAAAUUACUCAAGCCUACAGAGCCACAACGGUAAGAAUAUUGUUACCUAUUGUAAAAUUUCAAAUAGCUACAACUUCGGAUUUAGCUGAAGAGCUAGCUUCCAAUAUUCUAAGAUUUUUGAAGUAUUCAUUUAUAAAUCAAGAAGAUAUUUACGAAAUACUGGAAAAUAGGUUAAAUUCUAAGGCAUAUGAACUCAUAGAUUACGAAAUGAUAAAUUUAAACAAGAAAACGGGCCAUCUUGGACAAUAUUUCGAUUUGAAAAUUAAAUUCGCUAUUGAUGGGGACAUCACCGAUUUGACCUUGUUCGCUAAAGUUUUAGUUCCAUUAACCGAGUUUUUGUCGGAAGCAGUCGAAGAAGUCGGGGAAAAUGAAGAUUUUUUCUAUACUACAUUGAUACCGUUGUAUAGAGAACAUGGAUUGGAGAGAUUGUUGAGUUUUGCUCCACGCUGUUACUUGAGUAGACCAAAAUGGAUGUUAGUUUUGGAUAACACAAAUGACCAGGGUUUUGAGACAAUACAAUUAAACAAGAAUUUAAAUAAUGAUGGUUUACGAGCUAUACUAUCAAAUCUGGCAAAGUUUGUAGCAGCUACAUUAAUCGUAGAAGAAAACUUAUCAAGAGCUGAAGGGAAACCAGUACGAAUAGAUGAUUUAUAUCCAGAACAAUUCAUAGAGCGCAUGUUUAUAGACGACAAAGAUAAUAAAUUCGCAAAACUCAUAAGCAAUACCAAGGUAGCUCUGUUAUAUUUAAUUGAACUAAUACCGGAAGUAACCGAUACCUUCAACUUAUCUCAAGAAGAAAUUAGAAGAACAGUGGAUGAAAUGUUCCAGAUUAUGUAUACGAAAAUUCUAAAAUCUCCAAAAUUUAGAAAUGCAAUUAUCCAUGGCGAUAUGCAUCUAGGGAAUAUGAUGUUCCAGCACAAUAAAGAAGGUUUGAUAACUGAAAGUAUCCUGGUUGACUUUCAAGGAAUGCGCUACAUACCUCCGGCGUUUGAAGUUCUGCAUUUUAUUAACGCAAACUCAACCAGAAACACUAGGUUAAAAUACAAAGAUCAGCUUAUAGAAGAAUAUUACGAAAACGUGGCUAGAUAUUUAGCAGAAUUUGGACAUGAUCCAGAAGAGGUAUUUCCAAGAGAAUCGUUUAGUGAAAGUCUUAAGUAUUUGCGAUCAGCUGGUCUAAUAAUGGAAUUAUUCUACGGCUAUUUAAUGAAAAUGGAUCCUGAAAAAAGAGAAGAGGUGUUCCUUGAUCAAGAAAAGUUCACAUAUUAUUGCAUAGAAAAUAUAAAAGCACUUAUAGACUACGUAUGGGAAGACGAUAAUUAUAGGACGAAUAUGCAAGAUAUAGUUCAAGAUAUAUUAGAAUAUAUUACAGAUCAAAAUCAGUAAUCAAUAAAUUGGUAAUUGCAGAGUCGAAUCGAAUGAGCCUGUGAUUUUAAACCAUUUUUUUUCUAAACCAUUCCUGUUUGUAUCUGUUAAUUUAUUAAAUAUUUUAAAUAUACUCGUAGUUAUAUCAGUA